AUGGAUCAUGUAUUCACACAUUAUGAACAGGAUUUCAACGAGUUGGCAGAUUCGAUUCAUUGCAAUUUGAAUUCAUUGAGCAACCACUCGGUAUCCAAUGACGAAAAGAUUAUAUUGAUCAAUAAGAUAGAGUGUGACUUGGAAGAGGCACAAGAGAUCGUACAACAAUUAGAGUUUAGUGCACAAAACUCUGGUACUAUCACCACUGCAAGACCCAAAAUUGUUGCAUUCAAUAAUAUCAUAAGAGAAAGAACAAAGGAAUUAGAGAGUAUAACAGGUGUCCAAGUUAAGGGUGGUGUUGAAAAGAAAAAGAUUCGUUUCGAUGAAGCAAAUAUCAUUGUAAGAGAAGAUGUUGAUAACUAUGUGGAAGAGGAGGAUUUAGGUGAUUUAAGAGCAAAAGAAGAAUUGUAUUUGGGCAUGGAUAGAAAAGGUUGUAUACCAUUUAUUAAGAGAAAUGCACUAAAAAUAACUGUUAUCACAAUUCUAUCGUUGACCAUUGCUUUCAUUGUUAUUUUCGUCUACACACGAAAGAACAGCAAGAAUCCCGAGAAACCGGUCCACUAA
Heterostelium album PN500 is the source of this 564-nucleotide messenger RNA. RefSeq lists its product as uncharacterized. Gene Ontology annotation, cellular component: membrane. Gene Ontology annotation, biological process: vesicle-mediated transport. Bases 1 to 564 code for a protein of 187 amino acids. The record is from RefSeq and is a predicted model, not a curated record. The transcript has 4 exons. NCBI's taxonomy places the organism in Eukaryota, Evosea, Eumycetozoa, Acytosteliales, Acytosteliaceae.